UAGAAAAACAAUAUUAAACAGACUAGCAUUUAUUUAGAAGCACAAUAUUUUAAUCAAAUCUUUUGUUUGGUUUAAAUAAAGCAAUAGAUAUAGCUACAGUUUAAAAACAUUCAUGACAUUCGUGGUUAAUGAUGAACUACACAAGUGGUUCGUGUGUGUAAUGCAAUGAACUUCCUUUAUAGGAUACAUUCAUAGAGGCACUUGUGUGAGCAUGGCUUUGUUGUUUUUAAUCUUUAUGCUGUGACCACGCCCCUUCUGAACGACACCAGAUAAAGCCCGCAGAUGCCCCGCCCCUUGUCAGUCUAGCAGAAAUGCGGAGCGCGAUGGACUACUGCGUCUAAUACCCAAAGAUCCGGUGGACCGAGGCGAAUGGACGUAUUUCUCCCAUCAUUCACGCACAGAUUUCUUCAUUAUUUCGCGCACCGAUAGCGUUCAAAAUGCCUUUUCCACCGAUAAACCUGCACUCACGGAUAUCAUCGCCUAGAAAGGAGCUGUUCAGGAAAAAGAAGAGCAGGGACAAUGUCGCGCCUCCUCAAGCCACGUUCAGUCAAAGGACAGGAGACGACAAGGAAUCGGAGAAAGAUAAACUAUCCACAUCGUGGCCAUCGGCCAAUCUAAAGCAGCUGGCACGAAGCAAGCCGACCAGAGUCCCUCCAGAUCCCGAGACGGACAGCAAACAUUCGUGGUUGAGCGUCCCCAAACCCUUGGCUACCUCAUGCGAAAGCGUCCCGCGGUCCAGUUCCGGAGAGUCCAGCCAUAAAUACGCCUCCAGGACCUCUCUAGCAAAAGAAGAAGGCGAGCAAGAGAUCCACUUCUCCCUCAGCCUGACCCCCGAAGCCAUCUUGGUCAUCCAAAAGCGCAAUCUGGAAAAGCAGAUGAUGGCCAAGCAACAGAAGUGCUGCGCUUCCGCGGACUUGAGACACCGGCGGGUUUUCCCAUCCAAGAGAGCUCAGGGCAGCUCCAGUAAUAAGAGCUCCGGACCUGUUGCCAAAUUGGACGGUUCCAACGACAUUAGCACCAUUGUGAAGAUCUCCCUCCUCAACGAUCAGUACAAAUAUGAUGAUGUGGAGUACGAGGAGGAGGAUGGAGACGUGGACGAGACUGUCAUGAGAAAAUCCGGUCCAUCUGAAUGUCAGAGGCAGAGGAGACAACAAAGCCCUAGCAAAACAGGGCCGAUGGCGAUGACUUCUGCUCAUGCUGUGGAUUCUGAUCAAGUGCUUGAGAGAAAACGAAAAGCUCUUCUAGAUCAGCGCCAUCUAGAGACAUACUACAGACUACAGCGCUUGAAAGACGUGCUGUCAUAUAAGCAUGCUACAUUACUGAGGGAAAAAGUUCAAAGACAAAGACAAGAGAUGAAGCUCCAUGAUUCCAGACCUAGAGAAGAACAUAGAGAACAGAAGCUUGUCAGCCUUCAGAGGGCCAGAUCAACUCUCACACACGAUGAUGCAUACCUGAGGUGUCUGCCUAAAACACGCUACUAUCUGGUUCUGGAACUGCAGAAACAGCUAAAACAACUCGGGUGUCUUCAGAGCCGCAGGGAACAGGAGGUGUUCAGGGUCUGGACAGAACAACACAGAAGCACAUAUCAACUUGAGAAGCAACUACAAGCAGUGGUCAUGCUGGCAGAACACAGCAGUAAUUCCAGCUCAGAUGUGACUCUUGAGGAUCUGCUGAAACAGAAGUCUGGGUCUCUCCCGAAACUUCAGAUCACACCUAGUGACUCCACAGCACAACACAAACAUAUGCCAAUCUCAGUAAGAGUGGGUGGAGGAGGGGUGAACGCUUUUCAGCAGCAGUGCAAACAGAGUUGGGGACAAGACGAAACUGAGCUCAUGUUUCCUGAGGUUUUCACUCGGGAGAUCAAAGUGCCUAAAUUUUCUAGUCUGCAGUCCACCUUCCUGGAAGAAGUCAGCUCCAAGAUGCUUCUUAUGAGAAGCCAUGAGCCACCGAUCAGGUCAAAGACCAUUGACAUUAAACACAAAAUGAGAUUAAUGCACAACCUUUCGCUCUCUCAUAUGGCUGACACCCAGAGAAUUAUGGCAAAAAAUGGACUCAGUCUGCAAUUUACAGAUGGUUUCAGCAUUAAAGAAUUGAUGGAGCAUGAAUGUCCUCACAACAUCCAAACUCAGAUGUCCAGAUGUGCCACAGAGCCUGACUUUACACACCUGAGUGAUAAGGGUACAUCUGAAAGCCCAGAAUCCUUCACUGAGAGUCCAAAUACACAUUUCUCACCAAGGUUAGGAAUUACUGUGAAUGAAAGUGAUGAGGAACAUGUCAAUCAUUUCGCUUUAAAACGUUAUCAUUUUUCAUUCAUGCAUGUAGUCUCCAUCCAGUUGGGAAAAACACUGAAUCCCCAUAUAGUUCUGCUGGAGAUAUGCAUUUAUCAUAUACAGAUGUGCCUCUUUGUGUAGCUGACAUCUAUACUAGUCAUGCUGUUAAGGUGGAAAACUGUGCCGUAAAGAUGUGGACGAAUUAUACAUAGAGGUGUUGUUCUGUCAUUUUAAAACAAGCCAAAGACGCUGAUAUUUGAUGAAGAGAAGGGAAGUUAGAAACUUCCUGCUUAACCCACAAAUGCA
Molecule: messenger RNA, 2576 nt
Organism: Onychostoma macrolepis
Lineage: Eukaryota; Metazoa; Chordata; Actinopteri; Cypriniformes; Cyprinidae
Exons: 12
Coding region: 438-2411 (657 amino acids)
Source: RefSeq, a predicted model, not a curated record